Schistocerca gregaria is the source of this 590-nucleotide messenger RNA. Its product is annotated as protein roadkill-like. The coding region runs from base 110 to 481 and encodes 123 amino acids. Gene Ontology annotation, cellular component: cytoplasm. Gene Ontology annotation, molecular function: ubiquitin protein ligase binding. Gene Ontology annotation, biological process: proteasome-mediated ubiquitin-dependent protein catabolic process; regulation of proteolysis. The transcript has 2 exons. The record is from RefSeq and is a predicted model, not a curated record. Lineage: Eukaryota; Metazoa; Arthropoda; Insecta; Orthoptera; Acrididae.
ACUAUCUGCUGGUCUUUUGUGCGAGCGUGUGGACUUUCUCAGUUACCACGAAACUGUGUGUCCUGUUUAUAAAAUACCGUUUCUAGCCGUGCUUAAAGGUUCAUCCAGCAUGUCACCAGCAAAGACGAUUUGUAUGAGUGAGUGUAAGGACCUGGGCUCUCUGCUAGACGCUGAUUUCGGCAUGGUGACGCUAGUGUCCGGUAACACGCGACUGGUGGUGCACAAGGCCGUGCUGGAAGCUAGGAGCCCUGUGUUUGCUGCCAUGCUGCAGGACAUGCUAGAGGACGGCAGCGAUCAGCUCUCCAUCCCUGACGUAGAGGGCCCGGUGCUGCAGAGGCUCGUGGGCUACAUGUACACUCUUAGGCUCUCCCAGCUGCAGGGUCUGGGCCCUCAGCUGCUGGCCGUUGCCGACCGGUAUGGCGUGGUUGGCCUCAGGGCUCUGUGCGAACAGCUGCUAGAUGUAGAAAACGAGGAUGACUGACAUAUGUGAAGUAAUGUGAAGUGACUGACACGUGUGAAAUAAAUCUUAACUGCUUGACUGCAUGUGUGUUCGCUAAAUACUUGUAAAUAAAGAAUUAAAUGAAGAAAGA